Molecule: messenger RNA, 8294 nt
Organism: Rhinopithecus roxellana (golden snub-nosed monkey)
Lineage: Eukaryota; Metazoa; Chordata; Mammalia; Primates; Cercopithecidae
Gene: SYTL2
Product: synaptotagmin like 2
Exons: 20
Coding region: 695-7363 (2222 amino acids)
Biological process (GO): intracellular protein transport; exocytosis
Cellular component (GO): plasma membrane; exocytic vesicle
Molecular function (GO): neurexin family protein binding; small GTPase binding
Source: RefSeq, a predicted model, not a curated record
UCGGGCCGCGCCGCGCGCGUGCGAGCCGGGCAAAGCCGCCAGCGCCCUUCCAGCCUAGGGGAAGGUAACGCGCCGCGCCGGGGGCUGCGCAGUUUGCACCGCCAGGCCGAGGGCUGGCGGCCAGAAGACGAGAGAGACGGCGAGGCGCGCUCCCUGCCCGGCAGCGACUCCGAGUGAAAACCAGCAAAAACAGAUUGAGAUGCUGUUGCCUGGUGAUUGACCAAAGACUUACCAGCCAAGGACUCACCACCUCAUUCCUGUCUGGUGCUACUAUUGAUUUAACUACAAUUUCUACGUGACAUCUUCAAGGUAGGUGAUGCUCUGAUGCUGCCCCCCCUUAUGAAUUGAUGUACAGAGAGAGAAUAAACUGUGUCUAAGACUGAACCAGAGAAAGAGUGUGCUGGGAGCCACCGUAGGAACAAGCGACCUGUCUGGCAAGGAAUACAGCAUCCUUCUGAGAGCCUCUUCUCAACAUUAUCCCACAGACCAAGACUUCCUUAUGGAAAAGAGCACUUAGGAUCUUGCUAUCAGCGGCCCUAAACUUUUGCUGAGCCAAAAUAAGACUUUUGCUGCAGAACUGAACAAGAUAUUUCAUUUUUGUGUCUUUUAAUCUUCCUGGUUGCACUCUUAGUUGUUCAGCCCUGAGAAUUUUGAGUCACAUUUGUUGCUAUUAUUUUUGCAUGCACUUUUCAAAAUGAUUGACUUAAGCUUCCUGACUGAAGAGGAACAAGAGGCCAUCAUGAAGGUUUUGCAGCGGGAUGCUGCUCUGAAGAGGGCCGAAGAAGAGAGAGUCAGACAUUUGCCUGAAAAAAUUAAGGAUGACCAGCAGCUGAAGAAUAUGAGUGGCCAAUGGUUUUAUGAAGCCAAGGCAAAAAGACACAGAGACAAAAUCCAUGGUGCAGAUAUCAUCAGAGCAUCUAUGAGAAAGAAGAGGCCCCAGGUAGCAGCUGAGCAGAGUAAAGACAGAGCAAAUGGGACAAAGGAAAGCUGGGUGAAUAAUGUCAACAAAGAUGCUUUACUUCCUCCGGAGCUGGCUGGCGUUGUAGAAGAGCCAGAAGAAGAUGCAGCACCAGCAAGCCCGAGUUCCAGUGUGGUAAAUCCAGCUUCCACUGUGAUUGAUAUGUCCCAGGAAAAUACAAAGAAACCAAAUGUGUCUCCAGAGAAGCAGAGGAAGAAUCCAUUUAAUAGCUCCAAGUUGCCAGAAGGUCACUCGUCACAACAAACUAAAAAUGAACAGUCAAAAAAUGGAAGAACUGGUUUAUUUCAGACUUCAAAAGAGGAUGAAUUGUCAGAGUCAAAAGAAAAGUCAACUAUCACAGAUACUUCAAUCCAAAAGUUAGAGAAAUCAAAGCAGACUGUGCCAGGCCUUUCAAAUGGGUCCCAAAUCAAAGCUCCAAUCCCCAAAGCCAGGAAGAUGAUCUACAAAUCAACUGAUUUAAACAAAGAUGAUAACCAGUCUUUUCCUAGACAAAGGACAGACUCCCUGAAAGCGAGAGGGGCUCCGAGAGGGAUCCUCAAGCGCAACUCCAGUUCCAGUAGCACAGACUCAGAAACCCUUCGUUAUAAUCACAACUUUGAACCCAAAAGCAAAAUUGUGUCACCUGGCCUAACCAUCCAUGAGAGAAUUUCUGAGAAGGAGCAUUCUUUAGAAGACAACUCUUCCCCAAACUCCCUGGAGCCAUUAAAGCAUGUGAGAUUCUCUGCAGUGAAGGAUGAGCUUCCACAGAGUCCUGGGCUAAUCCAUGGCCGGGAAGUAGGAGAAUUUAGUGUUUUAGAAUCUGACAGGUUGAAAAAUGGAACAGAAGAUGCAGGGGACACAGAAGAGUUUCAGAGUGACCCUAAGCCUUCUCAAUACGGAAGGUCUUUGCUUUUUCAUCAAUCAGCCUCAAGCCCAAAUGUAUCAAAAAGUGAAACACAUCAGCCAGUGACUUCUGGUUCUUUUCCAAUUAAUGGGCUCCAUUCUCAUUCAGAAGUUUUAGCUACAAGACCACAGUCCAUGGAGAAUUCACCAACCAUCAGUGAACACAAAGAUAAAUCAUCAGAAUUAACAAGACUUGAAUCUGUAUUACCCAGAAGCCCUGCUGAUGAACUGUCUCAUUGUGUUGAGCCUGAGCCGUCUCAGGUGCCAGGUGGCAGUUCUAGAGACCAUCAGCAAGGUAAGCCCCCUCCUCUCUCGGCUCUGAAAGCUAAGACAUCUUCACAUUCUAGUCCGUAUGCCACUGAGAUAAAGAAGUCAACUGAUGAUUCCAUAUUUAAAGUUCUAGACUGGUUUAACCGAAGUUCUUAUUCAGAUGACAAUAAGUCAUUCCUCCAACAUCCCCGAGGAAUAGAGUCCAAAGAAAAAACAGACUCAAAAUCACAGGUUGCUAUUGACUUGGUGACAGAUGACACUACUUUAAAAGAAAAUGGCUCGAAGACCCUAUCAUCCAGCAAAAUUGAAUCAAAGCCUGUGAGAUCUGAUUCAACAUUCCAAGUAGAGGGAGAUAUGCUGGUUUCUGAAAGUUGCCAAGAUGCUAAUGUGAAUAUCAAAUCCAAAUUCAUGAAUUUGUCCCAACAAGGCGCCCCAAAGGAAGGCCCAUGUAUAUUGCCAUUUGAAAGCUAUGGCACCCCAAGUCAAAGGAGCAAAAAUAUGGACUAUAGCCAAGAUUCAAAAAGCAUAGGAAAAGGGAACGGGGUGUCUCCUCCAAAAAGGAACUAUUCCUACAGUAUUCCCAAGGAAUCUGAUGCAGAAAACCAAGUUCCAUGCAACACUAAUAGUAUUGGCAACUUGGGUGAAGAAGAACCCAAGUUUCACGCUCGUGAAGAAAAUAGAGGACACUCAGAAGUGAAUUUUGACUCUUCAACAAUUGUCAAAGAACCAGGUUUGAAAGAUAACAUGAAAGCAGAGAGAAAGAGCAAAGGAGGAAAUACCUAUAUCCUGAAAGCUUCCUUAGAGCCAGAGAAUAUUAAGUCAACACCUGGGGUUGCCAACAACAGCUCUCCUUGGAAGAAGCCUGAGGUCCAUUUCCAGCAAGAAGCUGGUGAGGUUCCCAAGAACCAAGUGCAGAGAGAGAAAUACAAAAGAGUGAGUGACAGAAUAUCCUUUUGGGAAGGGGAGAAAGCUGCUGCUAAGAUAACUCAUAAAGAACCCACAUCUUCAUGUAGCCAGGAACAACCUUCUGCUAAAGCAUAUGAGCCUGUACAGAAGUCACAGGGUAUAUCAUCCAUGAACAGUUUAUCUACAGACCAGAGUGAAUAUAAUCAGGUCAUUCCCAAACGAGUGGUCCUAGAUGAGGAUGAUCAAGCAUCCCAGCUCUCCAAUUCUUAUUCCUCAAAUAAAUCUAAAGAGACCAAGCCACAAAUAUCAGGUCCAUCCAGAAACUAUCUUUCAGCUGAGGAAUCAGAUAAAGUGUCUCUGUUUCAGAAUAAGAAAAAUGAGCCUAUAAAAAGAUCACCAAUGGCAGACAGUUUGCCUUCUAGAAGAAACAUUACUUUGCCAGCACUGCAACGUCCCUCAAAUGUUGGGAGUGAACGACAUGUUGCUUUGGAGAAAGACAGACCUCUAGUUCGUGAAUCAAAUGCCAACUUUAAAGUUAUGUCCCUAAAAGAAAGAAUGGAUGAACCCAAUGCGGAACAGGUCUAUAAUCCCUCUCAGUUUGAGAAUUUGAGAAAGUUUUGGGACUUAGAAGCUAAUUUAAACAGUAAGAAUAAUGACAAGAAUAUUACCACAGCAAGCCAAAAAAAUUCUGUGCCUUUUAAUAGGCAGAAACACAAGGAAUUAAGUGACAUUAAAUUAUCAGGUAAAAAUACCCAUGAAGCAGAGGUGCUUCUAAGCCCAAAAAAAGUUAUGGCAAGAGAGGAAAUGGAGAAAUUAAAUUCAAAGGGCAUACUCCAGGUGCUACCAGAUGAAACCACAUUUCCUUUGAGUCCGCUUAGAAAGUAUACUCAUCAGUUGCGAGGAAAUGAGUCAUCAAAGGAAAACGUGGAAAAGAAUAUGGAAGGGAUUGUUACUCCAGUGUUUAAGGAAGAAAAGGAUUACUCAGACCAAGAGAUUCAAGAAUCCAUAGUAAAAACCAAUGUUUUGUCUAAAGACUACAAAGACACUUUUAAUGACAGCUUGCAGAAACUGCUUUCAGAAGCCUCAACACCAGCAGUUCAACCCUGUGGUGGAAAAGUUCAUGGAAAACAAGUGCUUGAACCAAGUGUUUCUGAAAAUAGGACAUGGCAUCAAAAAACAGAUUUUGCUGAUACUGAGGAAGAAGUCAAAGGACCUGAGAAGAUCAUUAAUGAGCAUGUUGACAAAACAGUAGUUCCUCCAAAGGUUAAACGGAACUCUUUGACUGCUAGUCUAGACAAACUCCUGAAGGAAGCAACUGGAACUUCACCCUCUCCCUUGCAAACCAAGUUGGCGCCCGUUAUCCCUGGAACCAACUCUAAGCCGGAAGAGGGAAGAUUUUUUGGAAAAGGGAUAGAACAGAGUCACAAUACUUCAGUUGAUAAGAGAGAAAUACUAGCUCCUUUUCCAGCAAGAGAUGAAACUUUUGGAAAUACAGCUCUCCCCAAGAAAGCUGAAAGUGGUGAGUGCCAGCUAAACACAGAGAAUUUGAUUCAGAUGGCUGCAGAAGAUUCUUAUCCAUUGGAUCCAACUUCCCAUCUUUCCAGAAAGGGUUCUUUUGGGGAUGUGGCCAACCCUCCCCAAGAUAUGCUUUUUCCCCAAGAUGCUCAUCUUGUUCCCCAGGCCAGGGCACAGCCUUCUCAAACGGAAAUUUCAGAGACUGUAGAGAAAGUCAUUCUUCCACCCAGACCUGUAUUGAAUGAUGUAAAUGCUGCAUUACAGAAGCUGUAUAGAGAAGUAUGGUUAAGUUAUCCAGCUGGAAGGGAAGUACGUCCUGGAGAAGUGAACCCAGAAUUUCCUGAAGCAGUACAGGCAGUAGGUAGCCCCCUAAAUCCCCCAGGAGUGAUAUCAUCAUGGACUAUGAUGGACACCAUAGUUCCAGACAGGAAGGAUUUUUAUUCCUCCAAUGUAGUUCCUGAUAAAACUCAUGAACUUGGAUCUUAUUUAGCUGCUCAAAUGUUUCUAUCAGACCAGACACUUAGCUCAUUUGGUUCCACUGUUGCUCAAUAUGGCAAAGGCCUACCUCAGGAAGUGGAAGAAAUUGUGAGGGAAACAAUUAUUCAACCCAAAUCAGAGUCCCUCGAAUUCAUUGCUGGCUUAGAAAAACUACUGAAGGAAGCAACUGAAACCUUCCCCUUAAAAUAUGAAAGCAAUACAGGGAAUCUUUCUGCAUCAAAGUUAAUAGGUAGUACAAAGGAGCCCAGGCAAGCCACUUCUGAAUUCCAUCCUGAGGAAUUAAAAGAAACAGUAGAAAAAGCCGAGGCUCCAUUAAUAACUGAGAGUGCUUUUGAUGCUGGUUUCGAGAAACUUCUUAAAGAAAUAACUGAAGCUCCUCCUUAUCAGCCCCAGGUGUCAGUGAGAGAAGAAAUGCACAAGAAGGAGUCCUCACAGUCAGAGCAGACCAGGUUCUUAGGGGCAGUGCCCCAUUUUUACAGGGCAGUCUCACAGACCUCUGAAAUGAAGGCUAAAAGUAGUAGUUUGGAAUCUCAAGUCAACCAAUGUGAUAAAAUGUUGGGAGGAGACGCACAUGUGACUGAUUUAUUGGUAGAUUUUUGUGGUUCCAAAAGUGGAGUUGAGAUCCCUAGAACCCCACAACUUUAUGUGGCUCAUGAAAUAGGGACCAUUAAAACUGUAAACCCCCCAGAGGACAGGGACAGUGAAAGUGGGGUUGCAGGGCAACAAGGGACUUUUCAGGAACCUGGCUUUGGAGGGGCUUCUGAAGCAAUUAGUGUGUCCAGAAAUAGGCAACCCAUUCCUCUCCUGAUGAACAAAGAAAACUCUACAAAAACAAGUAAAGUUGAAUUUAUUCUAGCAUCGCCAUAUAAGAAACAAGAGAAAGAGGAAGAAAAAGAAGGUUUCUCUGAGUCCGAGUUUUCAGAUGGAAACACCAGUUCUAAUGCAGAGAGCUGGAGACAUCCUUCCAGUUCAGAAGAAGAACCCAGUCCUGUUUUGAAAACUUUGGAAAGGAGUGCCGCUAGGAAAAUGCCUUCCAAAAGUCUAGAAGACAUUUCAUCAGAUUCAUCAAAUCAAGCGAAAGUAGAUAAUCAGCCAGAAGAAUUAGUGCGUAGUGCUGAAGAUGUUUCCACAGUGCCUACACCACCUGAUAAUCCAUUUUCUCACCCUGACAAACUCAAAAGGAUGAGCAAGUCUGUUCCAGCAUUUCUCCAAGAUGAGAGUGAUGACAGAGAAACAGAUACAGCAUCAGAAAGCAGUUACCAGCUCAGCAGACACAAGAAGAGCCCGAGCUCUUUAACCAAUCUUAGCAGCUCCUCUGGCAUGACGUCCUUGUCUUCUGUGAGUGGCAGUGUGAUGAGUGUUUAUAGUGGAGACUUUGGCAAUUUGGAAGUAAAAGGAAAUAUUCAGUUUGCAAUUGAAUAUGUGGAGUCACUGAAGGAGUUGCAUGUUUUUGUGGCCCAGUGUAAGGACUUAGCAGCAGCGGAUGUAAAAAAACAGCGUUCAGACCCAUAUGUAAAGGCCUAUUUGUUACCAGACAAAGGCAAAAUGGGCAAGAAGAAAACACUCGUAGUGAAGAAAACCUUGAAUCCUGUGUAUAAUGAAAUACUGCGGUAUAAAAUUGAAAAACAAAUCUUAAAGGCACAGAAGCUGAACCUGUCCGUUUGGCAUCGGGAUACAUUUAAGCGCAAUAGUUUCCUAGGGGAAGUGGAACUUGAUUUGGAAACAUGGGACUGGGAUAACAAACAGAAUAAACAAUUGAGAUGGUACCCUCUGAAGCGGAAGACAGCACCAGUUGCCCUUGAAGCAGAAAACAGAGGUGAAAUGAAACUAGCUCUCCAGUAUGUCCCAGAGCCAGUCCCUGGUAAAAAGCUUCCUACAACUGGAGAAGUGCACAUCUGGGUGAAGGAAUGCCUUGAUCUACCACUGCUAAGGGGAAGUCAUCUAAAUUCUUUUGUUAAAUGUACCAUCCUUCCAGAUACAAGUAGGAAAAGUCGCCAGAAGACAAGAGCUGUAGGGAAAACCACCAACCCUAUUUUCAACCACACUAUGGUGUAUGAUGGGUUCAGGCCUGAAGAUCUGAUGGAAGCCUGUGUAGAGCUUACUGUCUGGGACCAUUACAAAUUAACCAACCAAUUUUUGGGAGGUCUUCGGAUUGGCUUUGGAACAGGUAAAAGUUAUGGGACUGAAGUGGACUGGAUGGACUCUACUUCAGAGGAAGUUGCUCUCUGGGAGAAGAUGGUAAACUCCCCCAAUACUUGGAUUGAAGCAACACUGCCUCUCCGAAUGCUUUUGAUUGCCAAGAUUUCCAAAUGAGCCCAAAUUCCACUGGCUCCUCCACUGAAACUACUAAACCCGUGGAAUCUGAUCUUGAAAAUCUGAGUAGGUGGACAGAUAUCCUCACUUUCUAUCUAUUGCAACUAAGGAAUACUACACAGCAUAUAAAAGUCAAUCUGCAUGUGCUUCUUUGAUUACAAGGCCCAAGGGAUUUGAAUAAUAACAAAAUGUGUAAUUUGUGACUCUAACAUGAAAGAAGAUAUCUGAACAAGCUAGGAAAAUUGAACGUCUGCUGCUGCUUCAAAGAAAAAGUUGCCCCAGAGCAUUAAACAUGGGGUAUUGCUAAUAAGCAAAAUGUUCUUGUUUGCCAUCAUGUGUUUCACACCACAAUUCUGUGCCACAGUUAAGAGGGUCUGGUACCCUUGCGGGACCUUUGUAGGUUGUGGGAAAAAGUUAGCAGAAAGAUACUCAAAGUGGGGCGGGGAAUGGAGACAGAACAUCAGUGAUGAUAAAAAAAAAAAAAAGGUGGAUCUUAAGAAACUAUUUACUCUGCAAUCUCUAAUAAAAUGUGGAAUUCCAUGUUAGGACAAUGAGACUGAAUUUACGGGUGUUUUCUGCCUUGAGAACACAGGCAGUUAAAACAAGCCUCAAAUGUAUUUUAGUGCCACCCACUGGCCAUAGGUAAAAUUCAGUUGUUGGCUUGUUUUGACUUAAUUCUAAGAUAGGUCUCAAGCCUGUAUUUUUAUGAGUUUAUUUUUUUAAAACCCUGCAUAUAUAUGAUUGUUUUUCUUAUAACUUUAUUAUAUGAAAGCAGCAUAAGAGUAGUCACAAACAUGUUUUACAACAAAGUUUUAAUUAGAAUGUAAGUUGUUCAGUUAUACUGUACUUCUUAUGUAUGUUAAAUUUUCAUAAAGUAUUUUGUAAAAACCCUUAGAAUAAAUUAUCAUUUGAUUUAAAUUGUAUUAGAAAA